AUGUAUGUAUCAGUAUGUAUAUUGUAUGUAUGUGUACAUGUAUGUAUGUCUGUCUGUGUGUUUGUCUGUCUGCUUGUGUUUGUUUGUCUUUCUGUGUUUCCGUGUGUCUGCCUGUCUGUCUGUCUUUCUGUCUGUCUGCUUGUGUUUGUCUGUUUGUCUGUCUGUCCAUCUGCAUUUUGUCUUUCUGCAAUUUCAGUACUUCAUUCUAUUGCUGUUUUUAUUAGAAGAAGUUUGUAGGCAGAUAUGGAUGGCUACUCUGAUGAUGCAUUCUCUGAGGACUCGGCGGAAAUUAGCGUGAUGUCAGCUGGGAGUGUUCAACAUGCACCUCACCCUCCACCGAAACGAAAACUGAAACAGAAGUCGAAGCAUCUGACCUCCAGACAGUCUAAGUAUGUUUCUCCUUAUGUUCAUCGGCCAUCAGCUCCCCUACCACCAAACGACAAACCUCCACCUCACUCACUUCGUGCGGCAUCAUUCAACAAAACAGCAAGAGAGCAUUGGAUAUCAGCAUUACAAACAAACAAAGGCAUCAGCAGUGAGAGUGUUGGCACAAACACGUGGCGUGGCUCUAAGAGUCGGCCGUCAUCUGGUAGUAAUGCUUCGACGUUUCUUCAAGACCUUUUGCUGGGAAACAGCAAGUCCAUGAUGAAACCUUCACAGACAGCAGGUGUGCAUACAUUUCCCACUUCUACUCCAUCGUACAAGCCCCAAGAAGACAUGCACGAUGAAAUACAAGAACUCAAAAAGACGCAGAAAGAAGAGAAGAACCAUUUGGUGACUCGAGUGAGACGUUUGGAGGAAGAUGUGAGGAAGAAGGAAAAGAAGAUAGAAGAUAUGAUGAGUGCAGGAUACAUUGGUGCUUCGGACAUCACGAGGUCAAGAGCAGACAAACGAAGCGACUCUAGUGCAGCAGUUGCUUCACUGAAGCACCAAGUCUACAUGCUGGAGAAAGCACUAAAAGAGAAGGAAUCACAGCACAAUAAACAUUUGAGGGACAUGAGGACGACAGAUCUCGAAGAGUUGAGGCUGCAGCUUGAGAUGUAUCACCACGAGGUGACCAGAUUACGACGACUUAAUGUGGAACAGGAUGUACCUGAUGAGGUGCCAGUGACCUCAAAGAGUCGGGAUGUGAAGGUGAGGUUGAAAGCUCUCAAUACAGCUGUUGUGAGAUUAUCAGAAACAAACAAGCAACUUGAAUCUGAGAACAUGACUCUAAAGCAAGACUUAGAUAGGGCAAUGGCAGGACUAGGUCAUGUGACGUUGCCGUCAGCAACGAAAAGGAAGAAAUCUCACAAUUUGAGUCAAAAGACAUCAGCAGUGGACAAAUAUGCUGAUUAUAAUAGAACGCAGAUGUUGGCAAGGCUGGCAGAGUUGGAGACAGAAGUAGAUGAUUUACACAGUCAACAAACAGACACCAUAAAUCAUGCAACAACAACAACCGACACUCAACACAGGCAAACCGUGAAGGAAGUCACAGCAACGCACGAGAAACUGCAGAAAAGAAUCGAAGAGUUGGAAUCAUCAGAACGCGACUUAAUAGCAGAGAGAGACAAGUUACGUAACAUUGUGAGGAAACUGAAGGAAGACAGAGCACAUUACAGGAAGGAAGCAGAAACCACACAGUUAGACUUAGCGAGUGUGCGUGGUGAUCUCGGUCACAUGCGUGACACGCACUCAGCUUCAGAGAAGGAGUUGUUAUAUUUGAGGCAGAGAGAAGAGGACGAGAAGAGAGCUAGAGAGCAUGCUGCAAAAUUGGGACGACAACGAAGAGCUCUUGUGUCAUCAAGUCAAAACAAACAACAUGAGGCAGCAAGGGUACUGCAGACAAGCUGGAAAAAACAUCGUUCAAAGAAACGUCAGGGGAAAUUUGAGGAAGAUUAUGAUGAGGCUGCAACAACGAUUCAGUCAGCGCUUCGUGGCCACUUGGCGAGAAAGCAACAUUUACAGACAGACCCAGACAUGACGUCACCACAAGAAAGUGAUGAAGAGUUGGACACAGCUAGUACAACUAUUCAGGCAGCCGUAAGAGCUCACUGGGCGAGGGAAGGAGCAAUCAAACAAGAUGGAAGAAACAAUACAAAUGACUGGAGAAGCUUCAAUGGUGGAACUGAACCACAGUGGAACACUAUCGGAGAUUCAGACUCACGUAAGAGUUUCGAACGAGAAUUCAUCGGCUCAAAGCCACAGCACAACGGCACAUCUGAAGUCUCAUCUUCCAGUCUGAAAGAAAACCGACUGAGCGAGAGCGAUCUGGCCAGUGAGGCCAUGACGUCAUCACGCAUAUUGACAUCAAUAAGCAAUAAAGCGGACGAAGCCAAGCCAACAAUCAAGUCAGUAAAGAAAGUUGGUAGGAAGUUGUCAGCAGCACAAGAGAAACUAAAAAGUAUAGCACCAAGGCAACUUGGUGGUUCAAACGACGAUGAGGCCACAGAUACAGACAGCAAACCGAACGAAGCUCUUCUCGACGAAUUAUGGUGACACGUAAGCUCGAGCAUUGAUGACGUCAUAUAGCAACGGUAACAUAGCAACGGCACUUUUUAUAUGAAUUUAUUGAGAGAUGCUAUGUACAUCGUAUAUAGUCAGGCUAACAUGUAUUCAUGUACACUAAUGCUGUAGAGUCAUGCAGUUUGGUUUUACACGUUUGAUGAUAUGUUGUUGCCGUUCGA
Corticium candelabrum is the source of this 2666-nucleotide messenger RNA. RefSeq names its product IQ domain-containing protein E-like. The coding region runs from base 244 to 2478 and encodes 744 amino acids. NCBI's taxonomy places the organism in Eukaryota, Metazoa, Porifera, Homoscleromorpha, Homosclerophorida, Plakinidae. The transcript is spliced from 22 exons. The record is from RefSeq and is a predicted model, not a curated record. Gene Ontology annotation, molecular function: protein binding.